Rhodofomes roseus is the source of this 1327-nucleotide messenger RNA. RefSeq lists its product as uncharacterized. Gene Ontology annotation, cellular component: cytoplasm. Gene Ontology annotation, molecular function: cysteine-type deubiquitinase activity. The record is from RefSeq and is a predicted model, not a curated record. The transcript is spliced from 5 exons. NCBI's taxonomy places the organism in Eukaryota, Fungi, Basidiomycota, Agaricomycetes, Polyporales, Fomitopsidaceae. The coding region runs from base 105 to 1073 and encodes 322 amino acids. Gene Ontology annotation, biological process: ubiquitin-dependent protein catabolic process; protein deubiquitination.
GUGACGCGUCUCGCCACAACUUGGUUCGACGCGUCUGCGACGUGCCACAACCACCGGUGUCAAGUGCAACUCAACCUCAAAACCAUCACACGUUCACUGCAGCUAUGUCCGCUGAGGAUGAACAGAGCGGUUGGCAGCUGACGGAGUCCGACCCAGGGGUCUUUACGGAGCUACUGAAGACACUCGGCGUCCCACUUGUCGUCGAUGACUUGUAUUCACUCGACCCCGCAUCGCUCUUCGAAAUGCAGCCGCUUCAUGCAUUCAUUUUCCUUUUCAAGUGGGUCGGUUCAUCAGCGGAACCCACUGCUGGGCAGUACGACCCCGACUUCCCGGGCUUCUUCGCGCACCAGGUGGUCAAUAACGCGUGUGCCACGCUCGCAGUCAUGAACGCCUUAGGAAAUAUCCCUGGGCUUCCCAUGGGGUCUCCGCUCUCCGACCUCAUCAGCUUCACGGCAGGGAUGGACCCUCAGACGCGCGGCAUGGCUAUCACCAGCUCGGAUUGGCUGCGAGAGGCGCACAACGCGCUUUCCCCUCCCUCCGCAAUUUCGUUGGAUGGUCUGGGCCUCCCAAAAACUACGGAAGAUGCGUAUCACUUCAUUGUAUACAUGCCGUAUAUGGGCUGUGUGUACGAAUUUGACGGGCUCAAACAACAUCCGGUAAACCAUGGUCCCUUCUCCGAAAGCGGGGAAGGAUGGGUGGCCAAAGCAAGAGAGGUCAUUGAAGCACGGAUAGCAACAUAUCCCGCAGGCGCGCUUGAGUUCAGUCUCCUGUCGUUGCGCGAGGACCCCGUACCACGGUUGCAAGCGCAACUUGCCGAGCUUCAAGCCUCAGGAAGACAAUCGGAAGCUAGUGAACUAAUCGUCCGACUGUCCACAGAGAACUCCAAGAGGGAACGGUGGAAUUUUGAAAACAGUCUCAGGCGGCACAAUUAUGUCGGCUUCGUUCACGCCCUGCUUGUGGCGCUCGCGAAGUCGGGGAGGCUGGAAACCGCAAAAGAAGGCGCCAAAAAGGCCAUGCGCGAGCGUGCCGAGAAGCGGAAUGAACGAGGAGAAGCGUCUAUGGAGGAAGACUGAGGUUGUUGAUGAUCUCUGCUUCACGACUCGAAUGGGACUUAUCGAGUUAGUCAAUAUACUAUAUCUGUUGUCGUAUGUCUGCAGACUCGGAUUGGCUCGACCGAUGUAUACUGCGCAUGUAUUGAAGCUGACGAAUGGGUGGCACUCCGAUCAAACUCAGCGGCACCAGGUGGCAGGCCGCAACGACAAUUUCAAUGGGAGGGAGGUUAUAGACGCGGAGAUAAUGCGGGACAAUGUUCCUAUGCACACUUCCG